Hordeum vulgare subsp. vulgare (domesticated barley) is the source of this 1955-nucleotide messenger RNA. RefSeq lists its product as uncharacterized. Gene Ontology annotation, cellular component: cytosol. The record is from RefSeq and is a predicted model, not a curated record. Lineage: Eukaryota; Viridiplantae; Streptophyta; Magnoliopsida; Poales; Poaceae. Gene Ontology annotation, biological process: proteasome assembly. The transcript is spliced from 17 exons. Bases 128 to 1714 code for a protein of 528 amino acids.
CACAUCAGUCCAGUACAGCGCUGGAGGCGUCCAACUUCGUUUGUUCCCCCAUUCCCCCUCCCCCUUGCCCAAACACCGAAACCAAAACCCAGAGCCAGCCCGCGGCGGCGAGCAGCAGCAGCAGCAGAUGGAUGCCGCGGCGGAGAUGGACGCCGGCGAGCUGGAAGCCGUGUUCCGUGCGGCGGCCGACUUCGCCUCCUACCCAGGAGUGCAUGGCGAGGACGCAGUGAGGCAGUUCCUGGAGCAGUUCCCUCUUCAUGACCUGCUAGGUGCGUUGCAGAGUCAGGGAGCCGAGCCUGAGACGGUUGAAACUGUUGCAGCUUGCUUGGACAAAGUAUUUUCGUCCAGAUAUGGAGCUUCACUUCUGCCCAGCUAUGCUGCAUUUAUUGAAGCUGGGUUGCUCACAAACCUAAACAAUAUCAGACAACUGGCCUGCAAAGCGGUGGUACAUCUUCUUGACAAGGCUGAAGAUAGUGAUGUUGCCGUGGACACAUUUGUACAGCACAAUCUGUACCCUCUUCUGAUCAACUGCUUGAUUGAGGGAGACGAAGAGAUCUCAGCAAUUGUUUUGGAUGCCAUAAAGCGUCUAGCAGAAAUUCCUAAAGGGACCGAUAUCAUAUUUCCACCAGAUGGGCAAGGAUUGCAACUCAACAAAGUGGCAGCCCAGUCAUCCUCAAUGGCACGAAUUCGCAUUCUAUCUUUGAUAGCUAAGCUCUUUGCCGCAUCAAGUUGUACUGCUACUGCAAUUCGUGACUCAAACCUUCUCAGCUUAUUUGAGGACGAGAUAAAAGAUAGAAAAGACAUGCUUAAAACCCUGAGUGCACUAGAGGUCCUCUAUGAGCUUGCGGAGCACCCUCACAGCAACAUGUUCUUGUUAAAGACCAGUUUGCUUCAACACAUAACUGAUGUGAUUAACGAUCCCUCAGCUGAUUCUAUUGUACGGUCAAGGGCAUCAUUGAUCAGUGGGAGGCUUCUUGCUUCAGCUGACGCUUUUAUGACCAUAGAACAAUCUUGUGUUACGAACCUGCUCUUGGCCAUAGACAAAAUAUUGAGGACGGAGGAAAGUCAAAAUACUGAUGAAAUUGAGAGCGCAUUGGAGACCUUAGGUCUAAUUGGUACAACAAGUCAAGGAGCAUGCUUGUUGUUCUCUGAUCCACCAAAUGUUGCUAAACAUGUGGUAGAAAUGUCCUUUGAUAGGCAGGGCAGAGGGAAACAGCUGGCCGCUUUACAUGCAUUUGGAAGCAUAUGUGGUGUUGAUCGAGAAGAAGACCAGAUGAAACUGGAUGAUUAUCAAGCAGAAGAGUGCCUGAAGCGUUUAGUCUACAGUGCAGCAUCAAACAGUCCAAAAUUAACUCCUUCAGCUCUUCUUCUCUCAAUUCUACAACAAGAUCCAGACGUUCGGAUUGCUGGUUACAGAGUACUAUCAGGACUGGUUGUCCGAGAAUGGUGCCUAAGGGAAGUUUGCUCAAAGCCAGAGAUAAUCGGAGUUGUUACGGAUCCAAAAAUGGAGACAACAAAACUUGGCAUGGAGGCACGGUAUGCUUGCUGUGUUGCAAUCAACAAGGCCUUGGCAUCGUCGCACCUUCUUCAUGAGCCGAGCCUUUCUGAACUCAUUGGAAAGCUGAACGAGGCAGUUAGAAGGGGUCCCUAUCUUUCCCAGAAGAAGCCGCGCGUGGAGGCACAGCCGGUGGUUGGUACCAUGGAGAGGUUUUAAGGUGGCCUUUCGAGCUAUUCGGCCGAGAAACGGAGCACCCUCUGUGCUUGAUGCAUGUACAUUAGAUGCAACUGUGUUUCUUAACUGAACUUGUGUGACGAGGACGAGGAUGACGAUGAUAUCAGAGGUUCAGUUCUGUUGGGUUUUGCGAUACAAAUAGGUGGAUGCUGGUUCAAGCCAUUCCAUCUUACAAUUACAGUUACAGCAAGGAAUUAAGCUAAAAAAAUUUACACUUGACAAA